Spinacia oleracea (spinach) is the source of this 1798-nucleotide messenger RNA. RefSeq names its product molybdate transporter 1. Bases 275 to 1687 code for a protein of 470 amino acids. Lineage: Eukaryota; Viridiplantae; Streptophyta; Magnoliopsida; Caryophyllales; Amaranthaceae. Gene Ontology annotation, biological process: molybdate ion transport. The record is from RefSeq and is a predicted model, not a curated record. Gene Ontology annotation, molecular function: molybdate ion transmembrane transporter activity. The transcript has a single exon.
AGUAACAGUAGUAUAGUAUUUGUGAUUUGUGAAAGAUGAUUUCCCCAAAAAGAAACUACCAAAUGAAGGGGAAGUCUCUAUCAAACUGAGAUCAGCUCCCCCACAAGAUUAAGACUAACAAUCAAUUGCCCUUAUUCGAUUAGUCCACUCCCUAAUCUCCCCACAUAAUGACCCCUGAUGUCUCUAAAAGACAAUUUUGAUUACAUUUUUUUCACAAACUCAUUUAAAUAAAUAACUUCCAAAAUUAACUGUAUUUUAUCUUCUCAAAAAUCAAAUGGAAUCCCAAAUCCUUGAAAAUCAAAAUCCCCUUCAAACCCCAAUUCACCACAGAUUUCCCUACAAUUUCUGGGGUACCCUUAAAGAAAACCUUAGUUUCAGGUCAAAAUGGGGGGAAUUAAACGGUGCAAUGGGAGAUUUGGGUACUUAUAUCCCAAUAGUGUUGGCCUUAACAUUGUCAAGAAAUCUUGAUUUGGGCACUACCCUAAUCUUCACUGGGGUUUACAACGUGGUUACUGGUGCAAUUUAUGGCAUACCGAUGCCGGUUCAACCCAUGAAAUCAAUCGCAGCCGUCGCCAUUGCUAACCCGGAUUUUGGAAUUCCCGAGAUAAUGGCAGCUGGGAUUUGCACAGCUGGGAUAUUGUUUGUUUUGGGUGUCACACAAUUGAUGCAGCUUGUUUAUUUAUUGAUUCCUUUAUCUGUUGUUAGAGGGAUUCAGCUUUCACAAGGGCUGGCAUUUGCAAUGGCUGCAGUUAAGUAUAUAACAAAAGAGCAGGAUUUUGCUAAGUCUAAGAGUUUGGGUGAAAGGUCUUGGUUGGGUUUGGAUGGUUUGUUGUUGGCUGUUGUUUGUGCUUGUUUUAUCAUUCUUGUUAAUGGGGCUGGGGAGGAUAGACAAAAUGAUGGAUGUGAUUUUGGGGCGAGUGGCGGUAGCGGUGGCGGUGAGAUGGAGGGGAUGAGGAGGGGUUUGGGAAGGAAGGGUUUUAGAAGGGUUUUGUACUCCCUCCCUAGUGCUGUCAUGAUCUUCAUGCUAGGGGUAAUUUUGGCAAUUAUUAGAGGGCCUAAAGAAGUGGUCAAUGGUUUCAAAUUUGGUCCCUCACCUAUUCAUGUUAUAAACAUACCUAAGGAGUCAUGGAAGCAAGGGUUCAUUAAGGGUACAAUUCCACAACUACCCUUAUCCGUGCUUAACUCUGUUAUCGCGGUGUGUAAGUUGUCAUCAGAUCUUUUUCCGGGGAAAGAUUUCUCAGCGACUUCACUCUCCGUGACAGUUGGGAUGAUGAACUUAGUUGGGUGUUGGUUCGGUGCUAUGCCAACAUGUCACGGGGCCGGAGGUCUCGCGGGGCAAUAUAAGUUUGGGGGAAGAAGUGGCGGGUGUGUUGCCCUUUUAGGCAUGGGGAAAUUGGUGAUUGGUAUAGUGUUAGGGAGUUCGAUUGUGAAAAUAUUAGACCAAUUUCCCGUGGGAGUAUUAGGAGUGUUACUGUUAUUUGCUGGCCUAGAGUUAGCUAUGGCUUGUAGGGAUAUGAACACAAAAUCGGAGUCCUUUGUGAUGCUUUUGGUGACGGGUGUUUCCCUUGUUGGGAAAGGGGCAUCACUUGGUUUCUUAUGUGGGAUCAUUGCUCAUUUUCUCCUCAAGUUAAGGAUUUUGGACAGACCGCAAUCGUUUCCUAGAUUAUGGAUGGAACGAAACUCAUAAUACGAUAUGGAAAAUGGUGAAAAUAAGUGAAUGAAAAUCAUAGUUGGUUGAUUGAACCUGUAUUUUUGUUGCUUUUAAUUACUAUUAUGUAAGAUACCAAAUGUUCAUGGA